CGUAAGUUUUCGCGGCUGCAGUUAAUUUAUCGCUUCUGCUUUUGAGAAUAUUGAUGGUUUUUAAACAUGUCUGUGAAGACUGGAGUUUCCAUCUUCAGGGUUCCCUGAAGAUGGAAACUGUAAUGUUGUCGACAACCUGGAAAAAUAUCAACAUGCAACACGACGUGUUCCUGAAAGCCGCAGUCAUACACAAUCGAUACAGAAAAACCCGGAAGCACUUAUCUCCAUAGAUUCUACAAGAAAGUUAUAGUGAUAUAUAUCCAUGGCACAGCUGUUUGUGACGUCCGACAAAACGGAUGUACAGUGAAGCCUGUGACGAACUUGAUAAAGAACUUGCUGGAAUAAUGUUAGACAAAAUACGCAUUUUGUUUUAUUGAACUAUGAUGCUAUAACAAUCGUACGGCACUUUACAAUCUGCACAGUAAUAAGAAAAAAUGACAGACUAUUCCACACAAGCUUGUACGGUUGAACCAAAGGAAUCUAGCAGUGAGAGUCCUGUAGAUGUUAGCAAGCCAGCAGAGGGACUUGUGACUCUCUACCAAGCAAAGCUCAAGAAAGUAAGACAGCAACUUGAUGAAUUAACAAAGAAGCAGACAAGCCUGAUAAGCCAGUUGGAAGAUGAGAAUCGCAGGUUCACCAAUGUGGAGACAUUAGAGGACCUGCAGCAAACGUUUGUGGUGCUGAAACUGUACCAGACGAAGUUAGUUGCUAUCAAGAAAGAGAUGAUACAGCUCCAUGACAGAGCCACAAAGCUAAAAAAGAGGGCACUGAAACUUCAACAAACAAAACAGAAGGCAGCUCUACAUCGCGAACAUCAGAGGGAAUUGCAGCUGCAGCGAGAGACUGACCUUAUCGCCAAACCGUCAUCAUCACAUGAUACCGCAACUGCUAAAAAUGGCUGGACUACAAGGUACGCCAGCAUCAGACCUGCUGGGAGUAAAAGUGUUAAGAUUUUCCUCAAUUUAAUAUUCAAAUCCACUGCUACCCAAGGAAGUCUUGAAUGGGGGUACACGGUAUUCUGCACUUGAAUUUGAAAAGCAGUCCCCUCCAUUAUGACAUUUUAUUAUUAAAGUGUGUAGGGCUCCAGAAAUAUAACUUAAAACCUUCAACCAUUCUUAAAGAAUGCAUAAAAUAUAUAUAUAUUUACUCAUCACAGGUGUGCAUUAACAUUUCUCGAGCAAUGAAGAUAGACACAGGCAGAUGGUGUAAGUUAUUACAAGUGACCACAUGCAACGGAAGUCAUAUAGCACACAGCUGAAGCUGAAAGUCUCGGUAAAUAUAUACCAGUUGAAUGUGAUCUGUAAUAAACAGUGUUUUCAGUUGCAUCUUGUA
Molecule: messenger RNA, 1332 nt
Organism: Cryptotermes secundus
Lineage: Eukaryota; Metazoa; Arthropoda; Insecta; Blattodea; Kalotermitidae
Product: biogenesis of lysosome-related organelles complex 1 subunit 6
Exons: 6
Coding region: 435-1028 (197 amino acids)
Biological process (GO): intracellular transport
Cellular component (GO): extrinsic component of membrane; BLOC-1 complex; transport vesicle
Source: RefSeq, a predicted model, not a curated record